CGCUACAACAGACAUGAGUAAAACACGAACUCUACAAUAAUCGCGCCCUGAAGUCGCAACAGGGAAACUGUACAAUGGUGCCUAAAGAACUCGAAAAUGAAAAUGAGCUGAUGUCAUUGGUAGAUAAUUUAGUAGAUGAUGAAGCUGAGAGAGAGUUUCUCCUGUCGAAGCCAACAUGUUUUAUUAUUAUUGGAAAACCUGGCGUAGGGAAAAGUACUUUAGCCAAGAUGAUUUCAAUGGCAUGGAAUUGUGUCCUUAUUGAUGUUGCUGACCUUAUUAAUCAACAUAUAAGCAGGAACACAGAACAUGGUAUUAAGCUUUUGCAGAUACUUCAUGAAGGGGAAAGUCUUUCAGAAGAAUUGGUUACAACCCUUAUUCUAGACAAGUUGAACUCAGCAGAGGUUGAACAUUAUGGUUAUAUUUUAUGUUGCUUUCCAUCAAUGUCAGAAGACUAUCUGAAAAUUCCUGAACAGAUCCAGCUUCUGAAAAAUCUGAAAAUGAAGACAGAUUUCAUAAUAAAUAUAAAGUGCCCUGAUUAUGACCUGUGCCAAAGAAUUUCUGAACAACGUCAAGAUGUCGAAACAGGACAGAUAUACCAAAAAAAUGAAUGGGAUCCUGUCAAAGAAGUUAAAAUUAAAAAAUCAGAAGAAGAGGAGGAAGAGGAAGAGGAAGAAGAAUUUGAGGAACCAGAAGAAGAGCUAGAAGACAAACCUGAGAUUCAGAAGGACAAGCUGGUUAAACGGCCUGAAGAUUCACCUGAAAAUGCAGAAAAAGCAGUUGCCCAAUAUAAAGACACCAUGCUUAGACUAUUGGAGGAUUUUAUGGCUGAUCAUGAUCAACAGUACUUGUUUGAAUUAGAUGGCAAUAAGAGGCCCAUGGAUCUUUUUGAGUCAGUAAUUUCACGACUGGAGUUCAUGGGUCUCAAAAGAGCCGCUGUACCAAAAAGAUUAAUGCAAUCAGAAGAGGAGGAAGAGUCAGAUGAAAUUGAUACAGAUGAACUCUUAAGAACACUUUCAGGUACAAAUACAGUUGCUCCUGGAUACCGAUGGCGGAGGAGCCGGUGGAACAGAAGCUGCCCUGUUGCUUUAAAAGAAGGCACUAUAAAGUCCGGAAAGCAAGAAUUUGCUGUUGGGUUCUUAGAUAAAGUAUACGUGCUUUCUUCCCAUGAAGCUAUGAUGAAAUUCAUAGAGAACCCAAGGCCUUACCUGCUUCCACCCAUGCCUUAUCCCCCUUGUCAUGUAGCAGUGAUGGGACCAAAAACUUCAGGAAAAACAACACUUAGUCAACUACUUGCUAAAAGAUUUGAUGCAAAGCUUCUAGAUGUUGAAACUCUAAUGCUGCCUGUGAUUGCUGAGGAGAGAGCAAAAGCAUUGGAAAUUGUUCGAACAGAUGCACUAAGGAAUGCAAUUGUAACAGUAAAAAACAAAUUAAUAGAAGAACAGAGCAAAGCAGAAGGUGAAGCAAAGGGUGAAGGUGAACAAAGCACUGGAGCUUCGUCAGAUCAAAAGACUAGCGAUGAAGACCCAAUGACUAAUCCGUUGUUCCGUUAUUCGCUGCCACCGCAUUGUUUUCCCACCGUUAUCGCUCGGCACAAAUCAGCCCUUAUUAUUUUUAUCAUUAUCAUACUACGUGAAGAAAUUCAGCACUUUUUGCAAGAUGCCAAACCAGACAUGCACGCAAAAUUCUCCGAUGUCCGUUUUCUUAUAUCCCUAUCAUUUUUGGUCGACAUAUUUGAAUCUGUGAAUUCUAUCAACCUGGCGCUGCAAGGAAAAGAUAUCACAGUGCUCCAUUGUCAUGAAAAACUGACAGCUUUCAAAAUGAAGCUCGAACUACGGCAUGGGAAGUUAGAGAAUAAGAACUUUGCCCCAUUUCCACAGCUGAACACAUAUAUUGAUGAAAAUGAGCUUAACGUCGAUGGCAAUGUCCUUGAGGUGAUGAAACAGCAUGUAUCAAUUCUUAGCAAAGAAAUUUCUCACUAUUUUCCUGACCUACGAGAAUUUGAAAAAUACCAACGAUUUAUCAAUAACCCGUUUCUACUCUCCAUUAGUGACCUGCCUUCAGAGGACAAUUUAAUUCAAGAACAGUUUAUUGAUUUGAUAAAUGAUGGGGGUGCAAAACAUGUUUUCCGUGAAAUGUGUUGUAGUGAUUUUUGGAUUGAAAUGGCACAGUCAUAUCCCGAUGUUGCAAAGAUGGCUCUAACAGAAGAAUCCACGGUGAGUGCUGAAGGCACUUCUGAGCUGCAAGAAUCUUCGUCUGUAGCCUCUUCGGAUGCAACCAAGACAGAACAAGAUACAGAGUUGAAUGAAGAACAUCCUGAAGUCCAGGCUGUAGUGCAGCAGGCCAUUAGAGAUGCAAUGCUUGUGCCCCUUAAUUUGUCUCCUGACCUAUAUACAGACGUAUUGGAAAAAGCAAUUAAUGAGGCUCUCAGUGAGAGACAUUCUGAUCCUCCUUCAGGUGGAUGGGUGCUAGACAACUUCCCAAACACAAAAGAGCAGUGGAUAUCAAUGCAGGAAAGGGGAAUUCUGCCAGACAGUGUUUUCUUUCUCACAAACACAGAAGAUGAUGAAAGACUACAGGAAGACAGAAGAAAGAAACUCAUUGAGAAGAAAGAGAUAGAACAAAUGAAACUGGCUGCUGCUGCUUCAGAGGCUAGUGAGAGUUUACAGUCCGAUGAACUGAAGCAACCAGAAGAGAAUCAGCCAACUCAGCCAUUGCAAACUGUGGAAGAGGAACCUGAAGAAGUUACUUUACCUGAAACAUGGGAGAAAGGAUUCCCUGAAUGCCCUGAAACGGACAAAUACAAGCAACAAAUAAAAAUGUUUAUGCAGGAAUGGCAGAUCCUUGAGAGUUACAUUAUAGGUGCACAGACAGUUCGACUUUCUUAUAUGGAAAUAGCUGGAAAAUCUACAGAUACUCUGCUAAAUAAGGCCAUUGAAGAGAUGGAAAAAUUUUUUAGGUACAGUGCCUGGGAGAUGAGUGAUGCAGAUAUCAAUGAAGAAGAGGAAGAUGCUGAAGCAUUAGCCGCGGAAGAAGAAGAGGAAGGAGGAGAAGAAGAAAAUGAAGAAGAGCAAGAGGAAGAACCAGGAAUGCUGAAGAGCAGAGAGCUUGGGGAGAGCAAACAUUUCUGUCCUGUCACUUUGAAGGAGAAAAAUGUCCUGAUUCCAAGCACCGAUGAAACAGCUGCAAAAUACAGAGAAAAAGUAUACUAUUUUUCUAGCCCUGAAGCCAGAGAAAGCUUCCUUGAGAAACCUGAGGCUUAUGUGUCUGACAUGGGAACCCUCAAGGCUCCUGCUCCAAGAAUUCUACUCCUUGGUGUCCGUGGCUCUGGAAAAACAUCCCAAGGGAGAUGGUUAGCAGACAAGUUGGGAAUCUUCCACCUUCAGUUCAGGGAGAAGAUGCAGGAGCAGUUACUUCCCAAAAUGCUGAAAAGAAUCGUACCAGGAGAUGAAGAAGAGUUUCAAGAAGAACCAUUAUCAUUAGAGCAAAUAACUGCACAGGCAAUUGAGAGUAUUGAUGCACCUCAGAAAGAGGCAACUGAUGAGAAUCAAGAAACUACUCAGGUUCAGUUGAAUGAUGAGGAGGAAGCUAUCAAAUCUUUCCUGUUGGAAGGUGACACUUUGCCACCUGAGAUACUUUACUUUGUUGUGCCCAAGUGGUGGAAUAAAGAACCUUUCAAAUCAACAGGUUUUGUGCUUGAAGGAUUUCCACUAUCCACUGAGGACACCCAGUACCUUCUCGAGUCUGGACUGUUCCCAGAUACUGUUUUGAUUAUGUCAGUAGAUUUCAGUGACAUUUUAAAACGCCUGCUUCCUCCUCUAAUGAAUAAAUGGCGAAUUAAGAGAAAUCAAAAGAUGGCACGUACCAGGAUUGCUAAAGAAAUUAAGCAAAAAAGGCGGGAAGAAGCAAUUGCUAAAAGGAGAGCAGAACUGAUAGCUGAACAUGCUGAAAAGAAGGCAGCUCAAAAAGCUGAAAAAGCUAGUCAGGAAAAAGAUAAUGAAGAAGAGCCAAAAGACGAAGAGGAUGAUUGGGAGGGGGAGGAGGAGGACGAGGACGAACCAGAUGAUAUGAAUGAGAUUGAAGAAGCCCUGCAGGAUGAGUUUCCUCCUGAGGAAGAGGAAGAGGAAGAAGAUGAGCUGGAAGCUGAUGCAGCUGAUCGCAUGGAAACAAACAUGACAGAGCGAUUUGAGAAAGAAAUCGGCAACAUUGAGUCCAUCCAGGAAAUUCUUUCUGAGUACCAUAUUCCAUACACCUCUAUCAAUGCAGGAAGAAUGCCUCAUGUUGUACGUUACCAGUUACUCACACGACUGAAGUCCUUUGUAGAGCACAGAGAGGCUCUUUUUGAAAAAUGUAUACCAGUCAGCUAUAAUUUAGCUCGCAAACUGGUCCAAUGUUUAUUUAAAUUUCCUAGUGCUUUUGGAUCCUGGGAUCCUGUGAAGCUGAGUGAAGGAGAUGUUAUUCAGCCCAUGCUGGGUCCACAAAACCCUAGCCAUCCUGUAAUCUAUCGGCAGUUUGUUUAUUUUUUGUCGUCUAAGCAGAACAGGGAGAAAUUUAUGAUGAAUCCACUUAAGUAUAUCCGUCAGCCAAAACCCAAACCAUCAGUCCCCAUCAAAAUAGCCAUCGUUGGACCACCAAAAUCUGGAAAGAGUACAGUUGCCAGAAUGUUUGAACGAGAGCUCGGGUUGGAACGGCUAUCUAUUGGGGACUGUGUACGUUUAGUGCUAUCUACUCAGAGUCACACAGAACUAGCCAAUCAGAUAAACACGCAACUGCUCAAGGGGGGCACUGUUCCUGAAGAGCUUGCUGUUCAUUGUCUGGAAGUGGCCCUUAUGAACCUCGUCUGCAACACAAGAGGAUAUGUGCUUGAUGGUUAUCCUAUGACAAAAAAACAAGCAGACCUCUUGGAAGACCGCUGUAUAAUACCUGUACAAAUUAUAGAACUACACAUCAACACCAAGGAGGUUUUAAAACGAGGACUAAUGGAAAAGUUGAACACUGAAAGUCCCUUUCCAAAACAUGACAGUCCGCAAAUUCUCACCAUCAGAAAUUCCAGCUACAAACGAGAAAUUGAUAUUAUCAAAAGGUAUUACCAGGAGCAGUUCCAGAACUGGGUGACUAUUGAUGGAGAGAAGAGCAAGUGGUGGGUGUGGGAGAAAGCACUUGAAGAGGCAAGGACAAGUGUGAUUUACAUUCAGACAUACCUAGAACGGAUCAGACAAGGGAAAUCUGCCUGUAUUGAUCGCUUGUGUAUAACACCCAAAGAAUUAAAAUCGCGCUUGGGAGAAUUUCUUUACUAUUGUCCUGUCAGUCUUGCACUUGACAAGGAACUAGUGGACUGCUCUGUGUCACCAUCUUUACAAUUUGCUGCUGAAUUUCAUGGUCAUUAUUACAAAAUGGCUUCUACAGAGUAUUUACAAAAAUUUCUAGAAACUCCAGAGAAAUUUGUUCCACCAUUAGCACCUUAUCCCCUUCCUCCAAUGAAUAUGUUGCCAAAAAGACUAACAACAGCAGCUGUAAAAGCAAUGUUUCCAAGACAGGCUGAAAUGAUGGGAUUCUGUCCAGUAACAUUCCUGGAUGGAAAUUUAAGAUAUGAAGCACUUGUGGCAGGAACCAUUGAAUAUGCUGUGGAGUACAGGGGUAAAAUAUUUAUUUUUGAAAAUGAAGAAAAACUGGAUAAGUUCAUGCGGAAGCCUGAAAUAUAUUGGAAUCUGAAGCUUCCACAUAAACUGCCUCCAAAGAAGGAACCAGUGCUCCUCACCUCCCUCCCUAUGCUUGGAUAUCUUGAGCAAGGUGUUGCAACUGCUAUAAUAAAAGCUCUGACAGCUGUUGGCUGUUUGAAGCCUAAGUAUCCAUUUAUGAGCAUGAAGAAAUCAGCUCUGCUGUAUACAGCGUACCAUCUAAAAGCUUUCAACCCCAAAAAUUCUACUUAUGUGCGAAAGAAGUAUAAGAAAAAGAUGGAACAAUUUGAAGAUGGCUGCCAACUCAUAUCUUACCUAGGAUCCAUAAUGACGUCCAGAUACAAAGAGCCUAAAGAGCGACCGAAUGAUUUUGACCACAAACUUGAAAUAUUCUUGGCUCUUAAAGGAACCCAACCUGCAUUAUCAUUGGUUAUCUAAAUGACAUUUACAUUGGGUGAAUAGCAACCAUGCUCCAAGUAAUUUUUAUUUUUUUAGAGUACUAUAUGGGUAACAUUCAUACACUGAUCAGUCCUUUAUGUACUGUAUAUUGAUAUGUUAAAUACGGCUACACAUGAGCUGCAAAAGUGACCCCGUUGAUUCAAAGCAGAGGACUGCAGUAUCAUACAAUGUACUGACCCCUAAAACCUGUACUUUUCUGAUGAAUAUAGUAAAGGUCAGACUUUCUGUGUAUUGCAAUAUUGUGUAAGUUAAGGUCUUGUGUCAUUAGUUUACAUGUACUUCCUGAUAUCUCUCUGGUAUCAGUGUUACAAUUAUAGCCCUAAAGCAUUUUUGUGUGAUUUUUUUAUGACUACCAGUCUCUAAGCCUUUUUUGUAAAUAAACAACGUUUGACAAUUA
Molecule: messenger RNA, 6531 nt
Organism: Erpetoichthys calabaricus (reedfish)
Lineage: Eukaryota; Metazoa; Chordata; Cladistia; Polypteriformes; Polypteridae
Gene: ak9
Product: adenylate kinase 9
Exons: 39
Coding region: 75-6113 (2012 amino acids)
Biological process (GO): nucleobase-containing compound metabolic process
Cellular component (GO): mitochondrion; cytoplasm
Molecular function (GO): AMP kinase activity; ATP binding
Source: RefSeq, a predicted model, not a curated record